This is a messenger RNA of Paramecium primaurelia, 876 nucleotides long. The record is from the annotation of a GenBank genome assembly. Lineage: Eukaryota; Ciliophora; Oligohymenophorea; Peniculida; Parameciidae.
AUGUCUAGCAAGAAACAAAAGAAAGUUUAAAAAGCUGCCGAAAAAGGAUAACAAAUCUCUACAAAUAGAGGAAAGCCAAGUGAUAUUGAAAAAACAAAAUUAUAAAUUCCUAAUAUAUGGACUAAUGAUUAAACGUGCUUGAGACUUAUUAAAUAUUUGAACGAUGUUGGAAGACAUAAUUGCUUGCAUUAAGCAGGUAAACCAAAUCCUGACGAUAAAUAUAAAACUAAUAAAUCAGAAAUUGAGAAUACAAGAGAAUAUUAUGAAAUAUCAGAAAGGUUUGCCGCUGAAUUGUUCGGUCAUAAAUGUGAUACAAAAAGAUGUAUAGUCUUCUUUUUCAGGCCAAGUGGAGAUGAGAAAUUCAAUAAUUUUGAUUGGAUAAAAAAAUAGAAAUUGGACUGUCAUGAUGUGCUUAUAAAACUCUCUGCUUAGUUUGCUCCUAAAUUCUUCAAAGAUUUACUCACAAUUUUAACUUCAAAUAUCUCUAUGUCAACAAUUGUUGACCUUUUUCUUUAAAAUGGAAAAACACCUUAAUCUUACUCUAGUAUAAUUUAAAAUCUAUACAUCAAACAGAUGAUCGAUACUAUGAAACAAAAACAAAGUAAAUAAUAAUUUCUAGAAAUGAAAAAAAGAGCUGAUAUGGAAUCUGAUUUUUACUCUUUUAUUUAAUCUUAAUUUGCUAAAGAUGAAUUAGAGAAAUUUAUUAAAGAAAUAAGAUAAAUUUUUAAUAGAGAAAUUGAUCAAUAUGAACCAUAAUAUUUUGAAAAUGAUAUAUAAGAAAUAGAUAACUUUCAACAAAAUUAAAAUGAAUCACUUUUCUAAGAAGAUUUGGAUUUUCAAAGAGAGUACAAUUAUUUUAUUCAAGCUCUUGAGUGA